AUGUCUAUUCGGACAAAUCCCAUGAAAGCAGUGCCUACAUUGUUGAAACGUUUGGUGAGUGUAGACAAACAAGCAAAAUUGAAGGAUUUGAAAAGUGAGUUGACCAACAUAAAGGAUUUGUUUUCCAAGGUGAAGAAAAAUGAACAAGAACUACUUGAUAAGUUAACAAAGGUGGAUGGCUAUCUUCGCAACAACAACAUACCUAAGUUGAUGGAAGACGAGAAAAAGAUUUGCCAGGAAAUAAAGGAAUCAACUGAAAGGUUGCUGCCAGCCGAUCAAAUCCAACAACCUGAAAAAGAAAAUAAAGAAACUACUGAAUCACCAGGAAAAACAAAGCUGGAUCAAAUAGAAGAAGUGAACGCAUCACCUGAGGAGUUGAAACUGAUCGAGAAAAAUUAUGACAGCCUUGAUGAUCAUGAAAUGAGAUUCUUGAAGUCUCUGUUACAUUUACCAGAGAAUUCUGUUAUGAAGAGAAGGAAUAUAAUCCUUUGGUGGGUUGGAGUUGGUUUAGGUGAAACGAAAGCACCAAAGGAAAAUGGUGAAUAUGUGUUUGGAAAGUUUAUGGAUCUUAACUUAAUUGUACCACAUAAGUAUGACUUUGUGAAUAAAUUAUUUAAAGCUAAUCCUUUGGUCUAUGGUAUUCAUGAAUUAAGGAAGAAAGUAAAUGAUGAAGAGAAGAAGCCUUUUGGAACUUAUUCAGAAAUGGUUACCUCAUCUCAUCACAGUCAUACUCCGCCUGCAUGUUUAGCACUUAACAAACGAAAAGUUGAACUUAAUGAUGCGUUUGGUUCUAAAUCUAACGAUUUCACAGGUAUUUUUAAUACUGGUGCAAGUUAUCUUAUAUUUGGAUCCCAAAGGAUGGCCAAAAUGAAGCAUUUGCAGGUGCUUCAACUUGGUCGUUGGCUGCACGCUUCACCAGAACAUCAUAUUGAAGUGAACAGCGAAGAAUUCUUGAAGGAGUUAAGGGAUCAAGAGGCUUUGAGAUAUCUUAGCCUUCGUGUAAUAUCUAGAAUAUCUCAACUGCCAGACUCCAUUUUUCAACUUCAGAGCCUAGAGACUCUUGAUCUCAAGGCCUGUCAUAACCUAGAAACAUUACCAAGUGAUAUUGCAUUGUUGAGAAACCUCAAACAUUUGAAUCUGUCUCAAUGCUACUUGUUGGAUAGAAUGCCAAAGGGGAUUGACAAGCUGACUAAGCUUGAAGUACUAAAGGGAUUUGUGAUUGGUAAUUCUGACAAGACUCCUUGCAAAAUAUCAGAUCUUGCACAUUUGCCAAAACUAAAGCAGCUCAGCAUGCAUAUUGGAAGUGGGGCUAUGAUCCCAGAUAUAGGGUUUGAAACAUUGGAAGACUUGUCAGUGCUUGAGAAACUAAAAAUAUCAUGGGGUGUGUUUGACAUAAGGUACUCUAACAUUCAGGUUAAUUUGCCUCUAAAGUUGAAAAAGUUGCAUCUUGAAGGCUUUCCAGGACAAGACAUUCCAGAAUGGUUGAAACCUGAAAAGAUAAUCUCAAGUUUGUGUGAGCUAUAUAUUACAGGAGGAAAACUCCAGAGUAUGGAUAUCCAAGGAUAUACUCAUGUGUCUUGCUCAUUGAAGAUCAUACGUCUCAAGAACUUACAACAUUUAAAUAUUAACUGA
This is a messenger RNA of Vigna unguiculata (cowpea), 1632 nucleotides long. RefSeq lists its product as uncharacterized. The record is from RefSeq and is a predicted model, not a curated record. NCBI's taxonomy places the organism in Eukaryota, Viridiplantae, Streptophyta, Magnoliopsida, Fabales, Fabaceae.